Molecule: messenger RNA, 996 nt
Organism: Anthostomella pinea
Lineage: Eukaryota; Fungi; Ascomycota; Sordariomycetes; Xylariales; Xylariaceae
Source: the annotation of a GenBank genome assembly
AUGUCUUCGUCCUCUGGGACCCCCGAGUCCUGGAUCUCCUCCUUCUGCUCGCUCCUGGGCCAUGAGUACUUCGCCGAGGUGUCGGAGGAGUUCAUCGAGGAUGAUUUCAACCUGACCGGCCUGCAAACCCAGGUGGCCAUGUACAAGGAGGCCUUGGAGAUGAUCCUGGACGUCGAGCCCGAAGACGAUGACGACGAAGAAGACGAAGAGGAAGAAGAGGAAGACGAAUCAAUCGAAGGCGCCGACCGCAUGCGACAGGGCGAACGACGAAAUCAUAGCCGUAUUGCUAGUGACCUCUCGGUGAUCGAGUCUUCUGCCGAGAUGCUGUACGGCCUCAUCCACCAACGGUUCAUCUGCUCCCGAGUCGGCAUUCAACAGAUGUCAGAGAAGUAUGAGCUGGGCCACUUCGGAGUCUGUCCGCGCAACCACUGCGAGCAGGCGAGAACUCUCCCCGUUGGUUUAUCCGAUGUACCGGGCGAAGAGACUGUCAAGCUGUUCUGCCCUUCGUGUCUCGACGUAUACGUACCUCCCAACAGCCGAUUCCAGACUGUCGACGGAGCCUUCUUCGGCAGAACCUUCGGUGCCCUCUUCUUACUCACAUUCCCCGAAUACGACCUCACAAAACGCGGCGCCGACGUCUUGGCAGGUGCUCGCGUUGCUGAAGACGACAAGGACAUGCUUAACGGCAUGUACCUGUGCAAUAUUGCUCCAGGCUUGGGAAAAGACAGAAUCUACGAGCCGCGUAUCUACGGGUUCCGCGUGUCAGAAGUAGCGAGAUCGGGCCCACGGAUGCAAUGGCUGAGAGAAAAGCCCGAGGAUUUGUCAGAACUAGACGAGGCGCGUCGAUUUGUGGAGGAGAACCCAGACAGCGACGAUGAUGACGAAAGCAUGAAUUUGAAUGGACGACCUGCACGGCGGCUACGACCCAAAAGACGACAGGGCCAAGGGGGAAGCCCAAUGAAUACGGAGACGAACGGUGCCGGAUCAGAGGUUUAG